Fundulus heteroclitus (mummichog) is the source of this 10231-nucleotide messenger RNA. It is a transcript of the gene epg5, whose product is annotated as ectopic P-granules autophagy protein 5 homolog (C. elegans). Gene Ontology annotation, biological process: autophagosome maturation. The record is from RefSeq and is a predicted model, not a curated record. Bases 540 to 8309 code for a protein of 2589 amino acids. Gene Ontology annotation, cellular component: cytoplasm. Lineage: Eukaryota; Metazoa; Chordata; Actinopteri; Cyprinodontiformes; Fundulidae. The transcript is spliced from 45 exons.
AGAGGUGGAGUAGUCACGUGUUUCCUGAUUGCGAUCUUGUAGUUCCUGGAACUAACAAAACAAAACAAAUGGCAGCUGACCAAUAGCCUGGAGUUACCGUCCUGUGACACUUUAUUUCCCGAGUUGAAAUGGUAUUUUAAUAACAUGAAAAGCUAGCGGGAAGACACAGGGGCGUGUGGGGGGAGACAUAAAUCCACAUUACGAACGAAGAUCAGGGGAUUAGCCUAGCUUAGCCAAGAGGGGUUUGAUAAACAGACACUGGUUUCGCUUUCCUAUAAACUGUGUGGGUACCAUGUUUACCCUGUACGGCAUUCAGAGGGCUGCCAGCGAAGGGGCUUUCUAACAGGCGACAUAUAUACGUCUUUUUAUAUUUACAUAUAUAGAUAUCUGUAAAGGAAAUUUUAGCACAGACGGGAGUCGCUGUUCCAGCUGCUGCUUGUUGUUUAUUUUGAUGAUGAUCUGUUGUUUUCCGGCGAUCAUUGUCUCUGCCGGUACGCUGCUCGUUUGUGGUCUGAGCUGAUGGGAUCAGGCCGCUAAAGAUGGAGGCUGUGAGACCGAAGAAGACCAAAACAAAAACCAGCGGAAAAUCUCAGUUGGGCAAGAAGCAGAAGCAAGCAGAUGAGGACAAAAAGUCCCCAGCCCCAUCCGCUGUCUGCGAUGAGGCAUCCACCUCUGACUUCACGGAGAUCCCUCUCAGUCUGCCCCCAUGUCCGCCUCAGGAGGCCAAAGAGGACCAGCAGAAUCCUGUCCAGACCACAGACACAGCAGCGCAGCCAUCAGAACUACCCACAGAGACACAGGAGACCUCCUCAGCACAGACUCAAAAUAUAUCAGAGCUGACCGAGACUCUACAGUCAGCUCUUAAUCUGUCUGCAGAGACGCCACAAGUGACAGUGCCGCAGACAAAGUCCAACAGGGGAAAAAAAGAAGAUGAUGGGGUGGAAGCUCAGGGUUCUGAGCUCAAAGCUGCAUCACAAAUCAAUAGGUCAGAAGAAGACGACGUGCCGUUGUGGAAACAACCGUUUGUGACGGCUCAGUUUGGCAGCCCGAGUGCUCCUGCCCUGUACCCAUCUCUUCCAGCACUAGAGGAGGAUUCUAUGGUGCAGAUCUAUGAGAAAGCUGGGAAAAGCUGUGCGAGGGAACCUGCAGUGUUGGCAUUACCGGAACAGGAAUCCUCUCCCCUAACGCUACAGCCUCUCAAGUCUGUAGUUGAGCUUUCUAGGAGCAAACUGUACCCAGAAUUGCCCAAAACAGCUCCAGAGAUGCAGGCGUUUUCUCUGGAGCAGCUGAGUAUAUGGGAGCCAGGCGAAGGGCUGCAAACGUGGCUUGAAGGUGUUGAGGUCUCUGCUGCCCAGUUCUGUGCUCUGGCCCACCAGGAGAACCAUGAGCUGACAGAACUGCUCCAGAACUACCUGCGCUGCCGCAGGCAGCUGAACCAGUCGCACACACAGCUCCACACCCAGUCCUCUGACUGCAAGAGCACACAGAAUCGCCUCUGGAGCUUCAGAGAUGAGCAACUCACACUUCAGGGUGUGUGUGCAGACCAGACUAAGGUUUGUGGAUACCAUCGUUUCCAGCAGGCAGAGUUUAGUCAGGGUGUCCUGGCAGAGCUGCGGGGAAUGUUGGAGGCAUGCAGCGAGCUCCUCCACCAGAAGGUGGUGCUGCAUGCCUAUACUGCUCUGCUGUCUCGCCUGCAGGUUGAAUCCUAUUUGUAUCGCCUCCUCAAAGAUUGCUCUGGAAGCCAGACUCAGCCUUGCUCUCUUCAGCCUCUGAAAGAGGCCAUCAGUGUCCUGUUUAGCUUCACGCGUAGAGUCCUUGAUGACACACAGUUCCAGACAGACAUCCAUCAGUGGCUGGAGAGGCUGGUUGUUGUCCUGCUGCGUAUUGGGGGGUCUGGGGAACACCUUUACCUGUUGUGCCAUCUUCUCUGCUGUCCUGCUGGGGUGGGAAAGUGGGCGGCACCGUUCCUUCAGAUUCAAGUUUUGGGGAACAGCUCUGGAGUGCAACGUUUUAUGCAAGCAUUAGCCAUCUUAAUGUCACCUGCCAGACACCGCGCAGAGUUUCUGGGUCAUAUGAAGCCCUGUGAGAGCCAGAGCUCAGCAGCUUCAGGACCCGAGUCUGGAAACUGGACCCUCGUUGAUGAAGGUGGAGAGGAGGACGAGGAUCCAGAGAGCAGCUGGCUGCUGCUCUGUGAGGAAGAUCUCAUCUCCCUGCUGAGCCAGUUCCCCUUCCAGCAGCUCUACUCAAACAUGCUGGGGAUGAGCAAACAGGGUGUCUACGAGCCUCAGGCCUGCUCCAGUCAGAAGAUGAUGCGGGUCUUUGCCUUUGCGUCCUCGCUCAUCGAAAUUCUCGCCCUGGGCCUCCAAACCUACAACAGAGCGCGUUACAGGCAGCUCGUCAAACGCAUAGGACACAUCAUCCGAAUGACGGUGUGUUACGUCAGUGACCACUGGGCCCAGUUUGUGAGCGUGACCGACGCCGGAGGGUCCGGCUCCCACGUGCACUCGUUAACGCUGGAAAAACUGCAGCUGGAAUACGAUCACCUCUUCCUCAGAGCCGUCUUACACGUCCUCAGAAACAAAAGGUUGGGCAUUUGGUUGUUUAUGUCUGAGAUGCCCUAUGGGACUCUGUCCAGCUCUAUGCUUUGGAAGGUCCUUUAUGUCAUGCAGUGUGCAGAAACAGCAGGACUAGAAACGCUCAACACCGCUGGCGACACGCAGUCCUGCAUUCAGGCUCUCAGAGACCCGAAGCACCAGGAGAAAUUUGAGGGGUGGCUGGGUGAAGUGAACAGCUCUGACGGCAUCGCCCUGCUCACCGCGCUGGCCCACAUGGCCACGCCCACUCAGCACUUUGACCCCGCCUUCAUCACCACCAUAACUCUGCUCAUUUACCAGGUGUCCUAUGUUAGUUUGUCCACCAGAGAAACUUACUCUAAGGUGGGGAGGGAGCUGCUGGCUGCCAUAGCAGCAGCCCAUCCCUAUAUUAUCUCCGUUCUCCUGGAGAGACUGAGAGACACCAUCCAGACUGUAGGAAUGGUGGCGCUGUACUUGUGCAAGGAGCUUCCUCUGAGUCUGUGGAAGCCGCAGAGGGAGGAAAUAUCCCAGAUCGGAGCCUGGCUGCUCCAGAACCCGCUGCCUGCAGUGGAGAACCGACUGGCUUGUGUUAUCCUGGAGGGUCUGAACUGGGGUUACGCUCAGGACGGCUCUUUGGCGCUGCCGUCUGUCCUCCACAGCGAGGUGGCUCUGCUGGUGGCCGAAGCCUAUCAGAAAUACCUCACGGACAAACCGUACAGCGGCCUCAUAUCCGAGGGAAUCAAACAGGUGUCGUAUCUAGCCAGCGUUCUCCGCCUGGGCGUGUCUCCAGAAGCAUCCUUCAGUCAGUGGGCGUGGCAGCUGCUGCUGAGGCUGAAGCUCCACGGAAAUGCCCAGAACCCUAAAGGUGGCUGGACGGUCCCGGCCUUGGCCUCCAACCCACCUCCAGAACUCACACAUGCUCCCAGCAUGCACUCUGUUCUCAGGGCUGUAAAAGCUGGGCUCCCUAUUGGCUGCUACCUGUCUCUUGCCAUGACAACAGUGGGACACAGUCUGGAAAACUUCUGCACGGAUGGAGUUGAGCUGCUAAAAAGCCUGAUUCAGUCUCGUUACCUGAGAGCUGCUGUGCAUCUGCUGGAUAACAUCCUGCCCCCCACCUACCCUCUGAGCUUUUACCUGCUGAACAACUCUCACUUUGUAAGCUGCAUCCAGCUCUUCUUGCAGUACGACAGCGUGUGUCCCCAAGGUGUGACACAGCAGGUCACGCACCGGGUGGCGCCGCUGCUCACAGGAACCAACUACGGGGACAACGUCCGUCUGCUGAACAGCAUGAUCCAGAGUCAUGUGGUGGAGAGCUCCCGGCCCGGCCGAGUCGGUGCCGCCGCCGUGUUGGAGUUCUGGGUGGGAAUCCUGACUCAGCAGAAUCUGUGGUAUCGUGACAAAACGGUGCUGUUCCUCAUGGACCAGAUCUGCUGUGCUGCCUUUGUUCACCACCAGGAAGAAUGCGUGCAGAAGCUCCUGUACCAGCAGCAUAAGAAUGCGCUGGGUUACCAUGGAGACCGGGGUCUGCUCUCCUCUCUGGUCGGCUGGAUCGCUGGCAACGCCACGCCGUCCUUCGUCGAGGGCCAGUCCCUGAGUGGAGAAGUUUGGUUUGCGUGGCUCGUCCUGAACACGGAGGGCCUGUUUGAGGAGGAGUCUCAGCUGAGGCGCUGUGUUGAGAAUGAGCUGCUGUCAGAGCCCGGCGUCUCCCCGGAUCAGGCCUUGAAGAAGGCGCAGCAGAGGCUGAAGUUGCCCGUAGCGCCGUCUCUGCACCGGCUUCAGGUUUAUCGCUGGGCUAGCCAGGCCUUGGCCACGCCACCAGACCACAUCCUCCUUCCCCUCAUCUGGCAGAAGUUCCUGCAGCUGUAUCUCAGACAGCCCGGACCAGAGUAUGGGCUCGCCGCCGGAGGAUGCAUCGGCAGAAGGUUCUUCCAGACGUCUUCUCACGCUGCUCUGCUGAAAGAUCUGAGGCAGAGGAUACAGGAGGUGUCUGACUUCCACCAUACAGCCAGCCAGGCUCUCAGGGUGCCCCCACCACAGAAACCUCCUCCUGAGAGCCAGGAGGACCAAAGCCCCAACAAUCCUCAGCCACCUUUCCUCGCCUCGCCCCAGCUCCACUCAGAACUCGUUAGGCUGUUUGGUGUGUUCGCUUUGUGGUUGGACAACGAGACUCUGCAGAAGCAGGAGGUGUACCUUCCCUCUCUUCCACCAGAGUACGAGCCUCACAGACUGGCAAAGGUCAUGCAGCGGCAGCAGGAGCUGUGGCUGGAGUACGUGGAUCAGGAGCGUCUGCAGUACGAUGAGCGGGAGGUGUUGUCUCUGUGGGAGAAGGUGCAGAGCGAGCCAACGUUCCUGCAGACCCAGAACCUGGGCUUCACUGACUACACCAGCCUGAGCAAUGCACGAGAGCGCAUCAUGUCCAACCUGGAGAAGCACCCGGUUCCCCUUCCGGCUCCUGAGCUCCAGGAGCUUCAGGCUCCCGUGGCUGAGGUUCCCCCCACCUGCCUCACUGACUCUAGAGCUUCUGCUAAACUCUUACAGCGGGACCUCGGCGUUUUACAGGACCAGGCCAGGGUCGCGGUCGCACGCGAAGCACAGCAGGUGGCGAUGGAGCAAGAGCUGUUGGAGGGUCUUCCUUUGCUCUUCAAGAACCGGCCAGAGCAAGUCAGCAUGGCCCUGGAGUGCAAAGGGAAGGGAGGGCAGCCGUGUCAGGGAGCGGCCAACAUCACCGUCACGUGUGAGCGGGUCCAGAGGCAGGAGGCGGUGCACAGCCAGAUGACGUCGCUGCGUCGGGACAUCAAGAAGCUGCAGACCGACGCCAUGGCUCCGCCCCCUCAGAGCCUGGCGCAAGCUGCGGUUCACACCGAGAACUUCAUCACGGCUCUGGUGAAUAUCUAUAAAGCACAGAAAUCUCCAGCAGUGCAGCAGGUCGGUGUGUCCGCCUUUUACCAGGUGGUCUCCUUUGUGUGCGAGGACACCCUGCGACACCCGCCAACACGGCAGUACCUGUCAUCCUGCGUGGAGAUACUGGGACAGGUUUUUAUCCAGGGCAAUGCAAAGGAGUGCGGCCGUGUCCUGAAAGCCAUCCUAGAGCAGAGGCUCCUUUGUCCCCUCAUUUCCCCUUUCUUCACUCCAAACGCAGCUCCGGAUCAGUUUGUCUUCCUCUACCAAGACGUGGUGACGUCCCUUCACCCCGACACGGCUGACGUCAUUUUCAUGCUGCUCACCAAGUUCGAUUUGUCCCACUGGUUGACCGAGGCGCACCCGGUGUUUUCGGAGCGAGCUCGUCUGCUGGAGCUGGUCCACGGAGCUCUGUGCGUCUGCGGCCGAGACCCCGAGCCAGAACUCCUCACGCCGUUCCACCUCUUUGCCAAACACUGGACCUUGCUUUUACGCCACCAUUUCCCCGACCUUUACAGCGACUGCCUGCGUCUGCUAAUGACCAGUUCUGCGGACCAGCUGCUGAGUCCAGAGUGCUGGAAAGUGACACUGCGGGUGCUGGGCUGCUUGCCUCCCCCCCGCAGCACUAAGAGCAAACCUGAACAGCCGCUCAGCUCUGCAGCCGCAGCCCAAGCUUCCCCUCACAGAUCCCCCAUAAGCCUCUCUCCUCAGCAGGUGGAGGAGACGGUCUGCUGGCUGAGCGACUACUUCCUGCGAAGUCGCCUCAGUAAGGCCGACCUCCGGAGCUUUGGCCUCUACUCUGCCUGGGUUCCCUACAUCGCCGACGUCGUCACCUUCUGGGAACAUCUGAUUUGUUGCCUUAUUAACACGCAGGUCAGCAGCUGCGCCAGAGAGCCAGUGGGCAGCAGCAAAGUAAUGAAAGCUCUGCAGGAUUUGCACUGUAAGCUUGUGAAGUUGUUCCUGCCGUGGAUCUUUCCUCUGGACACAGCAGAUGGAGGUAAUGCCAAGUGUUACCCCUGGCUGGAGACGGAUGCCGCUGCAGCGGGAUGUCUGGUCGGCCUGUACGUUCAGCUCACCGACACGCUUCACCACAAAUUCAGGGAUCGCCUGCUGCCUGGUCAGAGAGGCGCUCUGUGGCUGUGCUUACAUCAGUACUGUGAGAGCUGCACCUCCCCGCGCACGCCCGAGUACCUGCUGUACUUGUACCACACGCACCUCCGCAGCCUGCCCUGGAAACACCUGCAUCCUGACACUCAGCUCAUGGAGCACCUAUUCAAUGUGGAGAGAGGAAGUCCCAAGAGCUGCUUCCUUUUUAUGGGUGAACUGAUGUGUGAAGUUAACUGGGUGAGUGUUUUAAGCGACCUCUUAGAAACCCCUGCCAGCUCUGCGGCGUAUCCGGCUCUGUCAGGCGUGGUUACGCAGAAGGACUCCCACACCAUGCUGGUCUAUCUGUUAUACAUGCUGGUGUUUCUGGCUAAAGAAGAGCAGCUCCUCAGCAAACAGGACUCCCCUCUGCUCAGUCUGCUGGUUCAGUCAACCUCUCUGCCCUGGUACCAAAUGGAUCUGUCCUCGUACCAGGGCAUUCUGGGAUAUGUAGGCACUCACUACCCGCCAUCUCUGCUGCUCAGUGCCGAUUCUGCCCCCCAGCUGCUCCUGAAAUUGCUUCGCAGCGCUGCGGGGCUCCAUCCGCAUCCCAGUGAAGCUCCACACCAGGAGGAGACCCUGAAGGCCGGCGGCUACGUCUCUUGGUCUGUGAAGUCACUGGUGACCCUGGAACAAGGAGGCGGCAUCAGCCUUAGCAGCCUGGAGGCGCAGCUCGAGACCCUUCUGGAAAGCGUUGUUACGUUCAACCCACCAGAGGCGGGUUUAGAGCAGAGGCACAUGGCGUUCUGCGGUCUUUUCAGCGAAGCCUUGACUUUGCUCAACGGAGUGGGGGUCUCCACAGGCGAGGCGCUGGCUGCUCACGUCAUCACCUGGCUGGACAGGAAGGGCAGGGGCUGUCCGAUUCUGCCUUUGCUCACAGCCUGCUCCCGCUGUCUGGCGUCAGUGCGACACAUGACGCGCAUCAUGGAGGCGUGCAUCACGGCGUACUUCAACCAUGUUGAGGAGAAGUCUGCCGGUUGGGGCCCUGUGUUGGCGUCCCUGCAGGUGCCUGAGCUCACAAUGGAUGACUUCCUCUCUGAGAGCCAAUCGGGAGGCAGCUUCCUGACGCUCUAUGCCUUCAUCUUGCAACGCCUCAACAGCGAAUACACUGCAGCCAACGAGAGGAGGAUCCUGGCUCUCAUUAACACGUGGACCACGCAGGUCUUCCCCAGCGGUCCAGGCGAUGAAGCCAAGCUGUUCCUCUGGUGGCACAAAGCUCUGAAUCUGUCGGCGGAGCAGCUGCAGCCACAGGCGGGAAACACCGAAGUGUCGGGGGUCGUCAUGGGACUGGAGCGGCUGCAGAGCAGGCUGCUUCAGCUGGGAGAAGAAAGGCUGAACGCUGGGCUGCUUGGAGCCAUAGGCCUCGGGAAGAAGUCUCCUGUUUCUAACAAAUUCAGGGUGGUGGUCCGCAGCCUGGCGGCGUUCCUGUCCAUCCAGGUGCCGUCGGAGGCUGAGCUUCGACUCCAGCCCACCACAGAUUUACAGCUUUCUGAUAAAGCACAACAGCUGUUGGGGAUGUUGGAGACCAUGUCAAGCAAUAAGCAGUACGCUGAGCUACAGGAGGCUUUAAACAAGGCAAUCCAGUUCAUCCGUUACCCGGGGCACUGCGUCAAAGAUGGACCCCGCCUCCUGGCCCUGCUGGUCAACCUUCUGUACGCCGACCUCAGAUAUCUGCACAUCAUCCGUUUACCUUGACUUUUUGCCCCGCAAGCGCUCGACAUAUGAAGGACCUUUCGGCUCCCGCUGCUGAAGCAGGGAGAGUGAACCUCAGUGGGGACAAAAAUAUAACGCCGCCGUUUUCCAGUGGAGACGCUGAUCCUGAGGACCUCUGUGGUUCUGUCAGCGAGGCCUGUGCAUGACAGAAACUGUGACGAAUCAUGACGCUAGACAGAAAUCCAAACAUCGUUGUUAUUUUGUGCCAAUCGCCGACAUUUUAGCACUUUACUUUUUUUUUUUUUGUCUGUUCCGCUCAUGCCUCGUUGGUUUGCUUUCAGCCCCGCGUAUUCUUGGUGAGUUAGAGAGGAUGUGGCGUAUAUUUAUUAAAGCAGAAUUCAUGAGUCAGAAUUGAGCGCCGGCCUGUGGGUUUCACACCAGCGUGUCGAAUCUCAGCAGAGGGAAGAAAAAAAAAGGAAGGGUCCAGGGAUUAAUGGAAGGAUAGCUCUAAUGGGCCGCUAGUUUUAGAAAUGUGUACUUAAAAUGUGGUGGGUAGCCUGUUUUUAUUUCCCCCAUGUUACUCUUUUGCCCAAGCCCAGUCUGACACCUCUCAGCUCUAAACAGGUACAGGCCAUUCACUGUCCACAUCCCUUUUUCAGUAUUGUCCAUGCCAUGCCAAAAGUGCUCUACCUGCAUAUGCCAAAGAGAAGUUUUUGUUUUUCCUAGGCUGAUUUCGCCUGGGCCCCCCAUUUCAUCUGUUUCUGUCCCGAAACUGCAGCAGGAAAAAGCACAAUGUGCCCAACCACUUGGCUUCCUUAUAAAGUAGUGUGUGCGCAGUGUUAUUCAGAAAGCUAAUGCUCCAAAUAUUUCCCAGAGAAGGAAAAAAAAAAAAAAAAAAAAGGUGGGAGGAGUUGUCUGAGCUUUCAUAUAAUUUGACAUUUCAGAUUGAAGCGAACGUUCGGGACUGUUUCAGCGUUUGAUUACCCUCCUCAGCUCGUCCCUCCAGCAGCCUGGAGCGCGCUUUAUCGCCGAUGUCUGUGUUAUAUGGGGACUGUUAAUGUUGAAAUCCUUUCUUUUUUUUUUCUAUUACUGAGUCACUGAUUGAGAAAUGUUCUGCUGGAAGGUUGCACAGAGCUACGGGGAGCUACAGGGCCAAGCUGCACAAUGGAGCCAAGACUAGUAAAUAAAGUUGAUUGAAUGUAUCUCUGCUGUGUUCAGAUGUCUUAACACGCUGCUUUAACGCCAUACCUGUCGUAUUAUAGCAUGAAAGUGAGCAAAAGUCUCAGGACAGCUUACAUGGAAAAACAUCUAAAGAGGCAACUAAGCUUAAGACCUAUAAAAUAACAGGGAUUUGCUUCUUUAUCAGGUUUUACUGCUAAAGCGUUACCAGUAAACUGGUCAUACAAGGACAUAACGAGAAAAUUUGGAGCCAGUGAAAGGUUUACAUACUCUAACCCAGGGGAUAGAUGUCAUAUCAACUUUAAGGCCUUUUAAUUUUGUACGUAUUUCUCUUUUAGUUGGGAAAGAACUUCAGUGAAGAUUGAAUUUAUUAGAGUUUUUCACUAAUCUUCACAGGUUUGGAUGCACUUCUAAAAAAGGCCUGGAGAACUACAAUGGCCUCACUUUACGGUGCUGAUUAAAAAUGAAGGAAAACGAAGGAACUAAUCUACAUUUCUUUUUCUAUCACUUACAUCUUGGCAGAUCCAUUUUCUUUCAUGCCCAUCUCCUGCACCCCGUUUUUGCUCUCUUUGUGCUCUGCUGCAUCUCUCCUUAUUGUUGAAAACAUUUAUUUUCUGGCCUGCGUUCAGACGCUCAGCUCAUGACUCCUCUUGGUCUUCUACCACCGGCAGUAAUACAGGAGGACUGGGAUAGAUUUCAACCAAUCCAGGACCUCCUCUUGUCCUGCUUGUCAAAGUUUUAAUUUUACCAUUAAAGACAAUUAAAUAAACCUUUUAUUUACCUCC